AUGGCGAGUUUUGAUUCCAUCCUCAAUCUAACUUCCAAAUCGGCGCUACAGGAAGAUGUAGAUUUUACCCUGCAGAAAGCACGUGUCGAGGAAGCUUUUGAGGAACUUUUGAACGAUUUGGAAGCACUGGAGCGGGUGGAAACAUAUCUCAAGAAGCAAGCAAAGGACGGAGAGCUCGUCUGGAAGGAGUUACAACAGGUUGCGAUAGUACCCAACAAUUACUCAAAAUUCCAACAGUUGCUAAGAGAGCUAGACAAAAAGGCGAAAGUAGUGAAGGAAUGUUCAACAACCGAUCCAAUAACUCACUUUAUUCGAGAGACGAUAAGGCAAGUUCGAAUCCUUAGCGAAAAUUCUUUAUUGCGUCCUCCGAGUCCUCCAAUAAUUAUAAAGAACCGUGCCGAGCAUGAAACAUUCCGUUGGGCACGGGUAAUAGCACUACAGGAAAGCAAAAUAGAGUCACUAACCCGUAAGAUUGAAGAACACGAGCGGAAGAUCCUCGAGCGCAAAGCACAGCGCCAGCGACUUCAACAACGCAGCGAAAGGGAAAAGGACGAACAGUUGAGCGCUUCGCAACAUGUUCUGGUGGAGAUGAAACUGGAAGGCGAUGGAAUUGUUCAGCGACUGCAGGACCAACUAGCCGCCCAGCCCAACUUUGAGACCACACCGGACUAUCUGUCCCUGCUCGAUAAACACGAGCUGAAGCGGAAACGUAUCGCUAAGAUGGAGGUCCAACUGCAGCUUUGGAUAAAGAAGUACGACAAGUUCAUUGGGGAACCAAUGGGGGCUUUGCUGGAGCUGGAAGAUCGAAUGGCUGGCCUUGAAGAGUGGCGGGAUACGGUGUUCCGACCCCAGGAAGACCGAUUACAUCAACUGCAGGAACAGAUCGGUGUAUUUGAGGCGAUCGCGCUGGAAGAGAAAAUUGAGGAAAUGCGCAAGCUGCAUGCGGUGCGAGUCCUGCAGCGUGCUUGGAAACGAACGCUGGAAGUGAAGCUAAUGAAAAAGAAGGGUAAAAAAGGGAAAAAAGGAAAGAAGUGAAUAUGGAGGAGGAG
Messenger RNA from Anopheles moucheti, 1049 nucleotides. RefSeq lists its product as uncharacterized. Bases 1 to 1035 code for a protein of 344 amino acids. Lineage: Eukaryota; Metazoa; Arthropoda; Insecta; Diptera; Culicidae. The transcript has a single exon. The record is from RefSeq and is a predicted model, not a curated record.